Messenger RNA from Tetranychus urticae (two-spotted spider mite), 1316 nucleotides. RefSeq lists its product as uncharacterized. Gene Ontology annotation, biological process: response to oxidative stress. The record is from RefSeq and is a predicted model, not a curated record. NCBI's taxonomy places the organism in Eukaryota, Metazoa, Arthropoda, Arachnida, Trombidiformes, Tetranychidae. Gene Ontology annotation, molecular function: peroxidase activity.
ACAUGGAAAUCUUUCGUUUUUUUUAAUAUUCAUUUUUAGUCGUUUUUCAGUUUUUAAUUGAUUCUAGGCUUCUAUGCAAUCGACAUUAAAAUUUCACAUCAACACAUUUGAUCAGAUAGUUAUCACGGAAUAUUCCGUUUAUUGUCGUUAUCAUUUUUCAGACCUAAACUGAACUUGUCAUUGAAUUAUAUUGUUUCGUGAUCAUCUCUUAAUUGCUUCGACUCAUUUUGUCAUCAAGAUCAACUUGAAAUACUCGAAUUGACAACAUUUAUUUAGUUGAACAGUAAACAGUUGGUGUUGUAUCAACUUUUCAAUUUAUGGUCAUUGGAAAAUAGCAUUUCUUUCUUGGCAAAUCUCAACUUUAAUCACGAAAAAUGAAUGAUGAAAAUAUCAACAUUGAUUGGAAAAGUGCAACUUCAAUAUUUGAUUUCACUGUGAAAGACUUGGACGGAGAAGAUGUUCCCCUUGAAAAGUAUCGUGGAAUGGUUUGCUUGGUUGUCAAUGUCGCCUCCAAUUGUGGACUUACCAAAUCAAACUACAGACAGUUGAAUGAGCUGUAUGACAAAUUUAAAGAUACUGGUAAAUUUGCCAUCCUUGCAUUUCCUUGUAAUCAAUUCCUUGGUCAAGAGCCUGCAUGUGAAACUGAUCUCAAGGAGUUUAAAUUGAAACAACGAAUCGAGUUUGACUUUUUUGCCAAAGUCAAUGUUAAUGGUAAAUUGGCUUGUCCGUUGUACAACUUUCUCAAGUCCAAACAAGGUGGAAUUUUGGGUGACUUCAUAAAAUGGAAUUUCACCAAAUUUCUUUGUAAUAAAGAGGGAAUACCAGUUUCUCGAUAUGGACCCAGAACUGAGCCUUUGGAAAUUGGGAAAGAUAUUAUGGCCAUCUUGGAUGAUUAAGAUGACACACUCAACAGGAUUCCAAUCAACCUUCAUAACUUUAUUUUGGAUCAAGAAUCAUUUAAUCAUCGUUAGUCAAUAUUAGAUGGAUAAUGUUACAAAAUAGAUUGAUUUCACCAACAAUUGGGAUCAAAAACUAACAAUUAAAUUGUUUUAUUUAUUGACAAAAGGAAAGUGGAGGAACCAUAACCAUAAACCUAAGCCAAAGAUAUGAUUAGUCGUUAAACUUUAUUGUUAUCAUUAUUUAUUUUUGCAAAAUUUCAACGUUUAGUAUGAAUUCAGCUGCGAGAGAUUAUCAAUUAAAUCAUGAAAUAUGUACUCGUAUGACUAACUAAUGUUUCGCAUUAACUUGAAAGCGUUGUUAGUACAUUAACCCAUAACUUAAUUAAACACACAUUCAAGUUAAUAGCAAGUCCGCAU